UUGGCUGCAGGUCAACGCCCGGUAGGGCUGCAUUUGAGUCGCCGGAACAGGAGUCCUCAGCCAUGUCGGUGCAGUUCCAGUCGCAGAAUUUCCAGCACAUUCUGCGUAUGUGCAACACGAACGUCGAUGGCCGGCAGAAGGUGAUGUUUGCGCUCACCGCCAUCCGCGGCAUUGGACGCCGCAUCUCAAACAUUGUCUGCAAGAAGUGCGACAUCGACCUCAACAAGCGCGCUGGUGAGCUGACCACCGAUGAGGUGAACAAAAUCGUGGCGGUGGUGAGCAAGCCCCUGGAGUUCAAGAUCCCCGCGUGGAUGCUCAACAGGCAGCGCGACAACAAGGAGGGCAAGACCGCGCAGAAGUAUGCAAACUUUCUGGACCAGGCCUUGCGUGAGGACAUCGAGCGCAUGAAGCGCGUGCGCCUGCAUCGCGGUCUGCGACACUACUGGGGCAUCCGUGUGCGCGGUCAGCACACGAAGACCACGGGCCGUCACCGUGCUUUCGCGUCUAUGGACGGCGGCGGCAAGAAGAAGUGAGAGGCCCUGUGAAGCGACGAAGUGGCAGCCUUGCGAGUGGAAA
Molecule: messenger RNA, 576 nt
Organism: Effrenium voratum
Lineage: Eukaryota; Dinophyceae; Suessiales; Symbiodiniaceae
Source: the annotation of a GenBank genome assembly